Molecule: messenger RNA, 4975 nt
Organism: Phacochoerus africanus (Common warthog)
Lineage: Eukaryota; Metazoa; Chordata; Mammalia; Artiodactyla; Suidae
Gene: OSBP
Product: oxysterol binding protein
Exons: 14
Coding region: 479-2908 (809 amino acids)
Cellular component (GO): intracellular membrane-bounded organelle; cytosol; membrane
Molecular function (GO): sterol binding
Source: RefSeq, a predicted model, not a curated record
GAAGAGUGCUGGGAGGGGGUGACGUGGCGGUGACGGGGGCAUAAACUAAAAUGAGUGGCAGAAGUUCUAGCCAAUCGACAAUCAAACUGGCUGGGCAGUCUGCAUACUCGAGGCCUCCCGGAGCGCUGGAGACUUCGGGAAAGCACCAAUGAGAUUUACAGAAAUCUGAUUGGCCUUCACUUUCACCAAUCAAUGGCGUGCUUGGCGGAAGCGUCCCACCCUCAGUUUUCACUGGGCGGUGUGGAAUGACAGGCCCAAGAGAAAUGCCAAUGUCCUAGGGGUCUUCCGCAAGUGACACUCGGCGGCACCAAUCGACUUUUUCCUUCCCGGCGGCCGAGCCCUCCUCCCCGCGGCCGGCCUGGCGGGGCGGGGACGGUGCGCGGCGGCGGCUGAUGCGCUAGCCGUGUGGGGCCCUCCGGGCGGCGACGGCGGCUCUCGUAGGCGGUUCCGGUCCUGUAUCUCAGGGCGGCGGCGGCUCAUGGCGGCGACGGAACUGAGAGGAGUGAUGGGCCCGGGCCCGACAGCCAUGGCGGCUCCGGGCGGCGGCGGCGCCGGUCCCCCCAUGGUGGGAGGAGGCGGCGCGGGCGGCCGCGGAGACUCGGGGCCAGGCUCCGCGGCCGCGCCGAGCACGGUGGCCGCGGUGUCGGCGGGCGGCCCGGGUCCCGGGGCCGGGGGAGUGGCGGCAGCGGGCCCGGCUCCUGCGCCGCCGGCGGGGGGCUCGGGCGGCUCGGGCGCUGGGGGAUCAGGCUCGGCUCGCGAGGGCUGGCUCUUCAAAUGGACCAAUUAUAUCAAAGGCUACCAGCGGCGGUGGUUCGUGCUGAGCAACGGGCUCCUGAGCUACUACAGGUCAAAGGCAGAAAUGAGGCACACCUGCCGUGGUACCAUCAACCUCGCCACAGCCAACAUCACCGUGGAGGACUCCUGCAACUUCAUCAUUUCCAACGGGGGUGCUCAGACAUACCAUCUGAAGGCAAGCUCAGAAGUGGAGCGGCAGCGCUGGGUGACAGCCCUAGAACUGGCCAAGGCCAAGGCUGUGAAGAUGCUGGCUGAAUCAGAUGAGUCCGGAGAUGAGGAGUCCGUCUCCCAGACUGACAAGACGGAGCUGCAGAACACCCUGCGGACCCUGUCCAGCAAAGUGGAGGACCUGAGCACGUGCAACGACCUGAUCGCCAAGCACGGCACGGCGCUGCAGCGCUCGCUCAGCGAGCUCGAGUCCCUGCGGCUGCCCGCCGAGAGCAACGAGAAGAUCAAACAGGUCAACGAGCGGGCCACGCUCUUCAGGAUAACGUCCAACGCCAUGAUCAACGCCUGCAGAGAUUUCCUUGUAUUGGCCCAGACCCAUAGUAAAAAGUGGCAGAAGUCCCUGCAGUAUGAAAGAGACCAGCGCAUCCGACUGGAAGAGACCCUGGAGCAGCUGGCAAAGCAGCAUAAUCACCUGGAGAGAGCCUUCCGUGGAGCCACGGUGCUGCCGGCAAACACUCCUGGCAGCACUGGUUCUAGUAAAGAUCAGUGCUGCUCUGGCAAAGGAGACAUGAGUGAUGAGGACGACGAGAAUGAAUUUUUUGAUGCUCCUGAGAUCAUCACCAUGCCUGAAAACUUGGGCCACAAGCGCACUGGCAGCAACAUCAGUGGAGCCAGCAGUGACAUCAGCCUUGAUGAACAGUACAAGCAUCAGCUGGAAGAGACCAAGAAGGAGAAGAGAACGAGGAUACCGUACAAGCCAAACUAUAGCCUCAAUUUAUGGAGCAUCAUGAAGAACUGCAUCGGGAAAGAACUCUCAAAGAUCCCCAUGCCGGUGAACUUUAAUGAGCCCUUAUCCAUGCUUCAGCGCCUUACUGAAGACCUGGAAUACCAUGAGCUGUUAGACCGUGCUGCAAAGUGUGAGAACUCUCUAGAACAGCUCUGUUAUGUUGCAGCUUUCACCGUGUCCUCCUACUCCACCACUGUCUUCCGUACCAGCAAGCCAUUCAACCCACUCCUUGGGGAGACCUUCGAGCUGGACCGAUUAGAGGAGAAUGGGUACCGAUCCCUCUGUGAGCAGGUGAGUCAUCAUCCCCCUGCGGCCGCACACCAUGCUGAGUCCAAAAAUGGCUGGACAUUGCGCCAGGAAAUCAAAAUCACCAGCAAGUUUCGAGGCAAAUACCUCUCCAUUAUGCCCCUCGGUAGCAUCCACUGUAUUUUCCAUGCAACUGGGCACCACUACACUUGGAAGAAAGUUACCACAACAGUGCACAACAUUAUCGUGGGCAAGUUGUGGAUCGAUCAGUCUGGUGAAAUCGAUAUUGUGAAUCACAAGACAGGAGACAAGUGCAAUCUUAAAUUUGUUCCUUAUAGCUACUUCUCCCGGGAUGUAGCAAGAAAGGUGACAGGAGAAGUGACAGACCCGUCAGGAAAAGUUCACUUUGCCCUCCUGGGGACGUGGGAUGAGAAAAUGGAUUGUUUCAAAGUACAGCCAGUCAUUGGGGAAAAUGGGGGUGAUGCUCGGCAGCGAGGCCACGAGGCGGAGGAAAGCAGGGUCAUGCUGUGGAAGCGGAAUCCCUUACCGAAGAAUGCAGAAAACAUGUACUACUUUUCAGAGCUUGCUCUAACUCUCAAUGCCUGGGAAGCUGGCACUGCCCCCACAGACAGCCGAUUGCGGCCUGACCAGAGACUGAUGGAAAACGGGCGCUGGGAUGAAGCAAAUGCUGAGAAGCAACGCCUAGAGGAAAAACAGAGACUUUCCAGAAAGAAGAGGGAAGCCGAAGCUAUGAAAGCCACAGAGGAUGGCACACCCUACGAUCCCUACAAGGCACUGUGGUUCGAGCGGAAGAAGGACCCCGUCACCAAGGAGUUAACCCAUAUUUAUAGGGGCGGAUACUGGGAGUGUAAAGAGAAACAGGACUGGAGCUCGUGCCCAGACAUUUUCUGAACCAGCCCUAACAGAAGGAGGAGGACGCAAAGCUGUCGAGGACAGAGGAUGCGCGGGAAAGCUGGCCGGCGUGACUCUUACCGAGCGAGCGCUUUCCUCGAGUUUGUCUGUCUUAACCAAUCAUUUUUUCCAAAUCAAUCACCAGAAGCAGACACCAUCGGUGGUGAUUGGCUGGUUGCCUUAGCUGAUUGAAACUGAAAUCGACAUUCUAGAUACUGUGCUCGGAGGGAGAGGGGUAGCGGCCGAAAGUUAGUGUAAUCCCACUUGGGCAGAGGCGAGUGCUCUGGGCUCUUCCUUCUCCUUCUGCCCCCAUCUGAGAUGACGUCAUUCGCCCUCCCCUCAGAGCGUCCUGCUCAGCCAAGAUCUGCGGAAGGUGAUGAUUCAGAGGCAUUCUGGUGCUGUUCAGAGCAAAAGCUGAUUUUAGACGUUCCCUUUAAAAAGAAACACGUUGAGACGUACCAGCAGAGGCAUCGGGAAUGCUUGUGAUGGAACUUAGGCAUAACAUUAUGAAAUGUUCACAAGCGGGGACCCUUAACGGGGUGUCCGUGCAGAGAAAACUGGUAUUGGGACGCUUGCCAGAGGGCUGGAACGUUCAGAGUUAAAUUCUUGGAAGUUUCGAUGAUCUUCACUCGCGUAAAACACCCUGCUGCUGUUCUCCAUCUUCUUUGACAGCAACCAGGGCCACUGGGGUGGUCGGUGGUAGGAGGGUUGCUUUAUCCUCACAAAGGGGUUUUACGGACUCGCUCAGGCAGAGAACUUCUGAGAACACAGGCAGGAUGGAAAGAGACUGCUGGCCACUUCAGCUUUGCUGUCCCUUCUCACCCCCGUCCUUCACUGCCUUUCUCCUCUUCUCUCUCCCGGCACAGUACCAAUCCAGGUUUGGGCCCCAGUCUGGAGCAAAGCAUUACCUGUCCCGUUCUGAUACCCUUCAGAAUCUGCGAGAAGGAGAUGCUCUGGAAUAAGUUUUCACCAUCUCUCAAGCCCCAUGGACUGGAGCCACCUCUGGAAUAAUGUGUUAAAUAUCUGUAUAUUAUAUAUAUGUAGAGAAAAAUCUAAAUUUUUUUUUUUUGGUUUGAUUUUCCUUCUUCCCAUUAAGAAUCUUGUUUUUUUGAUACCACUCGUCUCCCUGGGAGACUCUCUUGGACACACUGAUGUGGGUUGGAGCCUCCUCUGCUUUCCAUCUUUCAGGGUCAGACAGAUUCAAAACCUGAGCAGGACCCCAUCCAGCAGUUACUGAGCAGGGACUUCAUCCAUGGUUGGUGUCAUGGGGCACCCACCACUGUCCAAGCUCUGCUCUCCUAAUUACCUGACUCUUGAAAAUGAAAUCCUGACCUCUUUCCUAUCGUUUUUCCUCCUUUUGUUAGGAAGGCUCUGGGUAGAAAGUCCGGAGGGUCAUUUUGGGGUUAGGCCGGCCUCUGGCCAAAUCACAGCACCAGACAGCUCAUUCUCCAAAAGAGCCUUCUUCCCAGGAAUCGGAGCUAAAAACACCUGGCAGGUGGGGUUGGCAAGAGAACUGCUCCUGUCGGGCCCUGGUUUCCUUCCUUUUUUUCGUUUGGCAUUUGUUUAAGUUGUCUUGUUCAGAAACCUAGCCCCCGUGCCACCCACCCUUGGUUGAGGAUCACAAAUUGAGGUGCCUUCCUUGUAUGCUUUUUGUUAGCGUUUUUUCAUUUCUGUUCCUUAACUGCUGAGCCUCAGCCGGUGUGGGUCCGAGGGAGAGUAUCAUUCCAGAGGAAGCCAUCCCGCGCGGGGUGGCUGGAUUGACGCUGGCGAAGUAGUACUUUCAUUCCCACCCCCCGCCCCUCCCUUCCUAGCUGUGAUGAACUCAAGAGGGGCACCUCCUGGGAGCUUCUUUCAAGGAGGCCUGUGAAAGCGAUGACCUAAGGAGGGGGGCUUCAGACGGAGUGGGAACUCCCCAGCUAAGCAACGUCCCCGCUGUAUUCCCCCACCCCUCCACCAUCUAUCUGCACUACAUUUCCAGCCUGACCCCCCAGUCAGAUUCCUGCUAAUGGAAGAAACUUCGAGUCCUUCAGGUGAAAUAAAGUCAUGUGAAAACAAAACAAAACGAUA